Messenger RNA from Juglans regia (Persian walnut), 906 nucleotides. RefSeq names its product F-box protein At1g70590. NCBI's taxonomy places the organism in Eukaryota, Viridiplantae, Streptophyta, Magnoliopsida, Fagales, Juglandaceae. Gene Ontology annotation, molecular function: protein binding. The record is from RefSeq and is a predicted model, not a curated record.
AUGAAGCUACAGCCAACUUGGCCGGGUAGAUCCGAUGGCUCUCGUUUCUCAUCCCUUCCAUUAUCAAAAAUCAACGGUUCAAAGAACAGAAACAUAUCAAUUCCAUCUUCGAGCCGGCAGAUUCCGUUCUGCUCCAAACCGUUGGAGCAAGUGCACGAUUUCUCUGCCCUACUGUACGACGUCGUAGCGAAGAUCGCAGGCUCGUUCAGCCUCCAAAACCUGCGAUCGGCGUCACUGGUGUGCAAGUCGUGGUGCGAGGCUCUCCAGCCUCUGAGGGAGGUUAUGAUGUUCUUCCGCUAGGGGAAGCGGUUCAAGCACGAUCAUGGUGGGGUUCGCCCAAAUCUGCACAAGGCUCUCGACUCCUUCCUCAAAGGCGCGGCCGUGUACCACAAAGCAGUGGCUCUUGGCGACCCAGCUGGACAAUGCAAUUUGGCUAUUUCUUAUUUGCAAGCGGAAUCUCCAAAUACUAAGGAAGCUUGGCUAUAUAAAGCUUCCCUCGCUGACCAUACCCGUGCUCAGUACCAAUUUGCACUUUGUCUGCAUCAGGGUCAUGGGAGGGAUCCCAAUAUACAAGAGGUCGCUAGAUGGUAUCUAAAAGCCGCUGAAAGUGGGUACGUGCGUGCCAUGUGCAACAUCUCGUUGUGCUACUCAUUCGGUGAAGGCUUAGUGCACAGUCACCGACAUGCAAGGAAAUGGAUGAAGCGGGCAGCUGAUUGCAGUCACACUAAGGCUCAAUUAGAGCACGGAUUGGCUCUCUUUUUUGAAGGGGAGAUGAUGAAAGCUGAAGUGUACUUGGAACUUGUCACCCAUGCCGAUGAAAGAGCAGCAGCUCCUGUCAAGAACGUAAUUCUCCAACAACUGUCAGCAAAUUCACCCGAUCGUGUCAUGUUUCUUGCUGACAAUUAG